This is a messenger RNA of Yarrowia lipolytica CLIB122, 2289 nucleotides long. RefSeq lists its product as uncharacterized. The record is from RefSeq and is a predicted model, not a curated record. Gene Ontology annotation, cellular component: PCNA complex. Gene Ontology annotation, biological process: regulation of DNA replication; leading strand elongation; mismatch repair. Lineage: Eukaryota; Fungi; Ascomycota; Dipodascomycetes; Dipodascales. Gene Ontology annotation, molecular function: DNA polymerase processivity factor activity; DNA binding; myosin binding.
AUGAACGUCAUAUUCGAAAACACGCCCAUGGCGGACUAUCUACAACAAGCAGACAACCCGGGGAUGGCCGACUGGGGCCUGGACGACGAGUACGACUUUGACAGUAGCGAUGAGGACCUUCUCCAGAGCUAUGAGGGAAGAAGGUCCUACGAGAAGGACCCCAACGUGGAGGAAAACUUGCGAAGGAUUGAUGAAGAAGACGAGUACGACACAGAUACCAAUACAGAAAAUGUCUCGUCGCCAGAGCAACAACCGUCACAACACCCGCAAUCACACCCGCAAAACACGCAACGCAAGCACAGAAGAUUCGCCUCAACCUCAGCUAUUCAACCGCUACAUUCGGCAAACGAGAAUCUCAUGAAGCGAGAACGCUUUCAACUGUUGCUAGCCGGUGCGCUACGACAAUCCCUUCCGUUGGUGGAGAACAACAGGUUCCUUGAAAAAUUCAGAUACAUUGUGGUUACGUCCCAGCUCCUGUCAGAACAGCCACCAGUGUCCAGCAAAACACCCAACUUUCCCGACGACAAGGACCUUCUGCCGGAAACUACAUGGGCGACCAGCGGCGGUUGCGUGGUGGUAGUGGUGGGACUUUUUUCUUGGGCAGUUCGUAAAAAGGCUAUCUUCGAGGGGAAAGCACGUGCCAUGGCCUCCUUUGUCGCCACCUUGUGUUUAGUGAUCUUCAUGUACGCGCAUUCGCGUCGAAGAUUACUGCGCAUUAUUCGAAUUAAGGCUGUUCAGUCUGCUCGGCAGUUUGUUCUCAGUUCACAGGGAUUUGAUGCUGCUGUACACAAGAGUUUGGGUGUUAUUCACGAGGUGGAGUUCCUCUCCAAGGGUUUCUCGUUUCCUCAAAAGACUGUGGAAGGCACAGACCUUGACGUUAGACUGUGUAAGCAGCUGCGCGCGGCUCUCUCAGCCUCUCUCUACCUUAGCAUUUCCUCUUUGACCCGGUCCAUCCGUAAGAUGCUGAACCACUGUCACAAGCUUGACCUGGAAAAGUAUCUCGACAUCUAUGAGGUCGAUGUUAUGGACCUCAGUCUCUUCGUUGAAGAUGAUGGACCCAUUCCCGAGCAUGAUUUCACGGCAUCGUCGCCAGUCGAGGCACUUCGAAACAUGGUUGACGUUCCCGAGGCCGACUUCUACGGCUCCAAGGGUGCCAAUCACUCCCACAAGAACCUCAAGUUCUACCACUACAAGUUCCAUCUGCUUCGACGUGUCAUGCUAUGCUGUCUACUGUCUAUGACUGCAAGUGGCACUGAUGGAAGCGAAUACACGCAGUGGAAGUUGGUGUCUGGGGAACUGUCCCGGUCUGAGAAGCUACUGCGGCAACUGGACGAGUCCCUUGUCGAUACCAUUUACGGACUUGACCAUGACGCCAAGCUACUCAGUCAUUCAAGAUCAGAUUCCCUGUUUGGCAAAGUCAUUGAUUCACGAAAGGGCAGACGCCUUUCUUCUUUCAACCUUCUUUCAGAGCCUUCGUCGGCUGCAUCAGAGCCCUCUAAGGAAGUCCAACAGCAUCUUAAGCAGCUUUCUCGUCUUUCCUCGACUCUCAGACAGAUUGAGGGACGUAUGCAAAUUGCCCGUGAAGGCUCCAUGUCUCACAUUGAGAGCGCUUCAGCCGACGAACUCCUUACUAACUACCGUACUCUUGGAGAUGACAUCCAGUCACUGGCCAGCAUCUGGCAGGGUGGGAUGUCUUCUCUAGAGGCCAAGCUCAAAAACCCUUCUACCUCCCGCGCAGAAAAGACGCUGUCCUUCAUUGAAAAGCAGCGCCAUCUUUCUGAUGCCACCGUGGAUACACUAGCGUCUCCGUUGUUGCAGCAGCUAGCCUCUUUAGGCUCUCCUGUGCAUAACAAUGACUACUCCACGGUAUCUCAGGCUACCACUCUUGCCGAAUUUGAAGAUGAUGUCCAUGGACCCGCCGCCAAGCAGUCAGCUCUGUCCAACACAUAUCGGGCACUUUGUGGCGACUCGACGCCCGUCUCUUCUCCACCCAUGUCUCCUACCAUGCUUGAGGACGAAAAUGGUAUUCCCAUUCAAUACUCUCAGUUUGGUAAAAGACGAUCCUUCCAUCAACGUGACAUGUCGCUGACCACCAUCCUUGAAGGUAUAGCUAACAAGGACAAGGGAAAGGGACUGGGCAUCGAUACUUCUGGAACUGUUCAUGAGCAGCGAGAGAAGCGCAUCGCCCGUAUGAAAGAGGAGCGAGAACGAGAAGUUGACAAUCGUGCUGCCGCUAAUAGGCGAGGCAGUGUCAUGCUGGAGCUCAAAACGGUCCUCGAAAACCGUUGA